AUGGACUAUUAUGGACACGGCGAUGAGAACUAUAAUGGCUAUAACGAGGGGCAGAUGGGAGCUCGCGGCUAUCGGCCACCUUCAUCGCAAAUCUCAUACGCCAACCGAUCUUCUGGAGCCUCUACCCCCAAUUAUGGGAUGGAUUACGGGAAUGCAAUGCCUGCAGGACAACGAUCACGAGAGCCUUAUCCCGCCUGGACGUCAGACUCCCAGAUUCCACUGUCUAAGGAAGAGAUCGAAGAUAUCUUUAUCGACCUUACAUCGAAAUUUGGCUUUCAGCGAGACAGUAUGCGGAACAUGCUUGCGGCGGUCGCGCAAAAGAAGAAGAAGAAUGAUGAGGAGGGCCAGACUGAAGCUGAAAUCCUUCAAGGACUUGAAGGCGAUGACAGUCUGGAAGCCGCCGAAUUCAGAUGGAAAACACGGAUGAAUCGAAUGUCUCAGCAUGAUCGCGUUCGACAAGUUGCCCUUUACCUUCUUUGCUGGGGAGAAGCCAACCAAGUCCGAUUUAUGCCCGAGUGUCUUUGCUUCAUCUUUAAAUGCGCCGAUGAUUACCUGAACUCACCGGCUUGUCAGAACCUCGUUGAACCUGUGGAAGAAUUCACGUAUCUCAACAACGUCAUCACACCACUCUACCAGUAUAUCCGAGAUCAAGGCUACGAGAUCCUGGACGGAGUUUAUGUCCGGCGUGAGCGAGACCACAACCAAACGAUUGGAUAUGAUGAUUGCAACCAGCUAUUCUGGUAUCCCGAGGGAAUUGAACGCAUUGUGAUGGAAGACAAGACGCGGCUGGUUGACAUCCCGCCCGCUGAGCGCUAUUUGAAGCUGAAAGACGUCUUUUGGAAGAAGUGCUUCUUCAAGACAUACAAGGAAACACGAUCAUGGUUCCAUCUUCUCGUCAACUUUAACCGCAUCUGGAUCAUUCACUUGACAAUGUUUUGGUUUUAUACUUCACAUAAUGCCCCAAGUGUUGUCCUCGGAGACAAGUACAAGCAGCGUGAGAACAACCAGCCUCCGGCAUCACAACAAUGGUCCGUCGUGGCGAUCGGUGGCGCUAUCGCAUCACUCAUCCAGAUUUUGGCAACCUUGGCUGAAUGGGCCUACGUACCUCGACGCUGGGCGGGAGCCCAACACUUGACGAAAAGACUGUUGUUUCUGAUCGCCAUAUUCAUCAUCAACGUCGCCCCUAGUGUAUACGUAUUUGGCUUUAAGGAACCAAUACUCAAGGAGAACAUAGCGAAAAUCCUCGGUAUCGUGCAGUUCUUCAUCGCUGUUGCGACAUUCCUUUUCUUCUCCGUUAUGCCUCUAGGUGGUCUGUUUGGCAGCUAUAUGACAAAGAAUUCGCGUCGAUAUGUGGCUAGUCAAACCUUUACUGCAAGCUAUCCUCGCUUGAAAGGUAAUGACCUGGCCAUGUCGUAUGGCCUUUGGCUACUAGUGUUCGGAACGAAGCUGGGUGGUGCCUAUAUCUACCUGACGUUGUCAUUCCGGGACCCUAUUCGAUACCUCUCCAUCAUGAAGAUCAACUGUCAUGGCGAUAAACUUUUCGGAAAUGUGCUGUGUAGUAACCAGCCCUCGAUCCUCCUUGGACUUAUGGCCUUUACCGACCUUCUCUUCUUCUUUCUCGACACUUACCUCUUCUAUGUUUUGCGUAUCUACUCCAAAGUGCUAGCAACGACGGACAUGGAAAUUAAGUACAAGCCGAAGGUCCUCAUUUCACAAAUAUGGAAUGCCAUCAUCAUCUCGAUGUACCGGGAGCACCUUUUGGCUAUUGACCACGUUCAAAAGCUUUUGUAUCAUCAGGUCCCCUCGGAGCAAGAAGGAAAGCGGACAUUGCGUGCUCCGACGUUCUUCGUUUCUCAAGAGGAUCACUCGUUCAAAACGGAAUUCUUUCCCAAACAUAGCGAGGCUGACCGGCGGCUGUCAUUCUUUGCUCAGUCACUCUCGACACCCAUUCCAGAGCCCCUUCCCGUCGACAACAUGCCAACAUUCACAGUUCUCAUCCCUCACUACAGUGAGAAGAUCCUUCUUUCACUACGUGAAAUCAUCCGUGAGGAUGAGCCAUAUUCUAGAGUCACGCUCCUUGAAUACUUGAAGCAAUUGCACCCGCACGAGUGGGAUUACUCGGCCAAAAGCAAGAUCGAUGACCUUCCAUUCUAUUGUAUUGGAUUCAAGUCCUCUGCUCCGGAAUACACGCUCCGCACUCGUAUCUGGGCCUCUCUUCGCUCACAGACACUCUACCGCACCGUGUCUGGUUUCAUGAAUUACAGCCGUGCCAUCAAGCUUCUCUACAGGGUUGAAAAUCCCGAGGAAGAGAUGGAAAAUGCCGAAUUCCUGCUUCGUGCGUAUCCUGACCUCCAAAUUGCAUACCUUGAUGAAGAGCCUCCGCUCGUGGAAGGAGAAGAGCCUCGUUUAUACUCUGCGUUAAUCGAUGGCCAUUCUGAAAUCAUGGAAAACGGCAUGAGACGACCUAAAUUCCGUAUCCAGCUUUCCGGGAAUCCUGUCCUUGGCGAUGGGAAAUCUGACAAUCAAAACCAUUCCUUGAUUUUCUAUCGCGGAGAGUACAUUCAACUCAUCGACGCCAACCAAGACAACUAUCUCGAGGAGUGCCUGAAGAUCCGAAGUGUCCUCGCCGAGUUCGAGGAAAUGAAGGUUGAUAACACGUCUCCGUAUACCCCAGGCGUGAAGAACCCUGCGAAAGCGCCAGUCGCUAUCCUUGGUGCGCGCGAGUACAUUUUCUCGGAGAAUAUUGGCAUCCUCGGCGAUGUCGCUGCCGGAAAAGAACAAACAUUCGGAACCCUGUUUGCGCGCACACUCGCCCAAAUUGGCGGUAAACUCCACUAUGGUCUUCACCUCAAUGAGGAUAUCUAUGCCGGUAUGAAUGCAGUCCUCCGAGGCGGCCGAAUCAAGCACUGCGAGUAUUACCAGUGCGGUAAAGGUCGUGAUCUAGGCUUUGGCUCUAUCCUUAACUUCACGACCAAGAUUGGCACUGGUAUGGGAGAACAGAUGCUCUCACGCGAAUAUUAUUACCUUGGCACCCAACUUCCUCUUGACAGAUUCCUUUCAUUCUACUACGCACACGCCGGCUUCCACAUCAAUAACAUGUUCAUUAUGCUAAGCUACGGAACGCGGAGUCUGGAGAGCCGGAACACGCCUCGCGAAACAGAUUUUUCGUUCUCGCUCUUUUUCGAAGUGUUCGUGACACAGAUCUAUGCCAACUCGGUGCAGCAAGACCUGUCCUUCGGUGGCGCUCGUUAUAUCGGUACCGGAAGAGGCUUCGCAACGGCGCGUAUUCCGUUCGGUGUCUUGUACUCGAGAUUUGCGGGCCCUUCGAUAUAUUUUGGCGCCAGACUGCUCAUGAUGCUGCUUUUCGCCACGGUCACUAUGUGGCAGGCAGCGCUAACAUAUUUCUGGAUCACAAUCUUGGCGUUAGUCAUUUCACCAUUUUUGUUUAACCCUCAUCAGUUUGCAUGGAACGACUUUUUCAUUGAUUACCGCGACUUCCUCCGAUGGCUGUCCCGAGGAAAUUCAAGAUCUCAUGCUUCGUCGUGGAUUGCGUUCUGUCGUCUCUCGCGAACCCGAAUUACUGGUUACAAGAGGAAAACGUUAGGGGAUCCGUCAGGGAAGCUUUCUGCCGAUGUUCCACGAGCCGCCCUUACCAACCUCUUUUAUGGUGAAAUCCUGGUGCCGCUAUUUCUCGUGGCGGUAACCGUAAUUCCUUACUUAUACAUCAAUGCCCAGACUGGUGUAAGUGAGGAAGACACACCCGGCCCCACAAGCUCGCUUCUCAGGCUAGGCAUCGUUGCUUUCGCCCCGAUCGCAAUCAACGCCGGAACCCUAGCCGUUCUCUUCUUCAUGGCCUGCUUCAUGGGGCCUGUUCUCAGCAUGUGUUGCAAGAAAUUUGGGAGUGUCUUGGCGGCUAUUGCCCAUGGUGUAGCUGUUGUGAUGCUCUUAAUCUUCUUCGAGGCCAUGUUUCUCUUAGAAAGUUUCAACUUUGCCAGGACCCUGUCAGGAAUGAUUGCGGUCGUCGCUGUUCAAAGAUUUGUCUUCAAGCUCAUAGUCAGCUUAACUCUGACCCGCGAGUUCAAGACUGACCAGGCAAAUAUUGCUUUCUGGACCGGAAAGUGGUACUCGAUGGGCUGGCACUCAGUGUCACAACCAGCCCGCGAGUUCCUAUGCAAAAUCACGGAACUGAGCAUGUUUGCUGCUGACUUCAUUCUUGGGCACAUACUCCUAUUCAUCAUGUUACCAAUCAUUCUCAUUCCCAAGAUCGACACCGUUCAUUCAAUGAUGCUCUUCUGGUUGCUCCCUAGUCGUCAAAUUCGUCCGCCUAUCUAUUCAAUGAAGCAAACCAAGCUGAGACGUCGGCGUGUCUUCCGCUAUGCAAUCCUAUAUUUCGUCAUGCUUGUCGUCUUUGUCGCCUUAAUUGUUGGGCCUGUUGUAGCUGGUGACAAGAUUCCAACCGACUCUAUCACCAUCUUGAAUGACUUUGAUCUCAUGCAGCCUGCCGGUCAAGACAACAACGACACUACGGCCGAACCAACUGGUGGCCCUGCCGACUCCACUGAUGAGGAUAAUGCAGACGAGGAAGAUCUGGAUCUCGACUCUAAGCUGAAAUUCCUGGUCAUCUAA
Parascedosporium putredinis is the source of this 4626-nucleotide messenger RNA. Lineage: Eukaryota; Fungi; Ascomycota; Sordariomycetes; Microascales; Microascaceae. The record is from the annotation of a GenBank genome assembly.